This is a messenger RNA of Hemibagrus wyckioides, 1300 nucleotides long. It is a transcript of the gene fgfr1op2, whose product is annotated as FGFR1 oncogene partner 2. Gene Ontology annotation, biological process: response to wounding. The transcript is spliced from 6 exons. The record is from RefSeq and is a predicted model, not a curated record. NCBI's taxonomy places the organism in Eukaryota, Metazoa, Chordata, Actinopteri, Siluriformes, Bagridae. The coding region runs from base 102 to 758 and encodes 218 amino acids.
CCCAAUAAUACCCAGCUUAUCAACGUCACUGAUGCCGGAACAGGAAGUGUAAACUUAUUCGACCAAGCUAGCGUUUUGGCAGACUUUUUUGCGUUUAAGAGAUGAGCUGCUCGCUGGAGAAGGUGCUGACAGACGCCAGGUCUCUGGUGGAGCGGCUCCGAGAUCAUGACAACGCCGCCGAGAUCCUGAUCGAGCAAACCACCGUACUGAACAAACGCGUGGAGGCCAUGAAGCAGUAUCAGGAAGAGAUCGAGGCCCUUAACCAGGUGGCGAGGCAUCGUCCACGAUCUACACUGGUAAUGGGCAUUCAGCAGGAGAACCGGCAAAUACGGGAAUUGCAGCAGGAGAACAAAGAGUUGCGUACAUCUUUAGAGGAGCAUCAGUCCGCACUGGAGCUAAUCAUGAGUAAGUACAGGGAGCAGGUGUUCCGCCUCCUCAUGGCUAGCAAGAGAGAUGACCCAGCAAUCGUCUCACAGCUCAGAGAGCAGCACACUAAUGAGAUGCAGGCGCACAUAGACAAGAUAAACGAGAUGGCCACGGUGAUGAAGAAGGCCAUUGAAGUAGACGAAGGCCGUGCAUGUGAGGACGAGGAGCGGAUCAAACAGCUGGAGCUGGAGAACAAAGGCUUGAGGGAGUUGUUGGGGAUUAGUCGAGAGGCGUUCCUGGUGCUGAGGAGAGAAGAGCGAGACGACGUGUCUGACAGCACCUCCCUGUCUCCACUCGUGACCAGCAGUGACCUGAGCUUGAGGAAAAGCUAGAGUGGUUUUGCUCUUCUGAACAACGGACUUUUCCUAAAACUGAUCACAAAAACACACACACACACACACACACACACACUGAAGAGCAGAACACUGCCUGAAUCUCCUCUGCAAAGAAGAGACUCGCAGCAUGACCUGUUCCCGUUCCUGUAUAUCCCCGAAAUCCUGCUCAGCCCAUUUCUUAGCCACUUGGACGUCAGGCAUCAUUGCCGCACGUAGAGCUGCUGUAAAACGCGAGUGUGUGAGGAUGCUGUUAUUGACGUUGCUGUUGGAGAGUUAUAAAGUGAAUGUACAUAAUCAUUUCCCUAGCAGUGUAAAUAAUGGACUCACCACAGCUGUUAUGAGACGGACCGCCACUUUGUCUAAGCGCUGUAAAUAUAUAUCGCGGUUGAUGGCUACACGUCACGUAGGAUGAUGUAAAAUUCACUUCGAAAUCUGUUUGGCUUGUUUUUAAGGCUGCUUUGAGACAUGGUGCUUUGAUAUGUCGAGUGCAAAAGAGACGGAUAUAUUGAAAUGAAUAAAAAAGACAUUUGUACACAGUC